AUGGACGAGCUAUUCGACGUCUUCGACGCCCAGCCCGAUGCGGCGCCCGAGUCGCCGAGCGAACCCGAGCCCUCUCAAUCUCAGCCGCAAAGGUCGCGUAAGAAGGAUAAGAAGAGCAAGAAGCGAAAUGCCGAUGGUGGGAUGAAGAAUGGUGUCACGCCUAAACAGGACGAGGACGCCGCCAUGCCCGAUGCCGAUGACACCUCCAAGGAUGGAGACGAAGCCGAGGAUGCGGCCGCCACUUCAGAUGAUCAGCAUGAAAGCCAUAAGCGCAGGAAGAAGGAGGACGAGGCCCAGCCUGUUCUGACAGAUACCUUCCAAACUGCCGAGUCUAGAGAGGUCGCUGGCGCCGCGACCUUUACACAGGCCCAGGAUGAAUCCCUCGUUCUCUCCCACAACAUCCAGCACCAGGUGGCUCUUCCCCCCGACCUAGACUACGAGUAUAUUCCUCUCUCUGAGCACAAGCCUCCUGCGGAGCCUGCGCGCAAGUAUAACUUCAAGCUUGAUCCUUUCCAGAGCUUGUCCGUCGCUUCGAUUGAGAGAGAGGAGAGCGUUCUGGUAUCCGCCCACACGUCUGCUGGAAAAACUGUUGUUGCCGAGUACGCGAUUGCUCAAUGUUUGAAGCGCAACCAGCGAGUCAUCUACACGAGUCCCAUCAAGGCACUCAGUAACCAAAAGUACCGAGACUUCGAAGCGCUAUUCGGCGACGUCGGCCUCAUGACUGGUGAUGUCACGAUCAAUCCUACUGCCAGCUGUUUGGUUAUGACCACCGAGAUUUUGCGGUCUAUGUUGUACCGUGGCUCUGAAAUCAUGCGCGAAGUUGCUUGGGUUGUCUUUGACGAGAUCCACUACAUGCGAGACAAGACGAGAGGUGUAGUUUGGGAGGAAACCAUCAUUUUGCUGCCCGAUAAGGUUCGCUACGUCUUUUUGUCCGCUACGAUCCCGAACGCUUUCCAGUUCGCCGAGUGGAUUGCCAAGAUCCAUCACCAGGCAUGUCACGUUGUUUACACCGAUUUCCGACCUACCCCCCUUCAAAACUACUUCUUCCCCGCCGGCGGCAACGGCAUUUUCUUGGUGGUCGACGAGAAGGGUGUUUUCAGGGAAGGCAACUUCCAGAAGACAAUGGCUCUCAUCGAACAGUCCAAGGGACAAGACCCCUCCAAUGCCAAUGCCAACUGGAAGGGCAAGGGUGCGAAGAAGAACACAUCCAAGGGUGGCCAGGCUGCGGACAUGAAGUCCGACAUUUCAAAGAUCGUCAGGAUGAUCAUGCAGAAGAGCUUUCAUCCCGUCAUCAUCUUCAACUUCAGCAAAAAGGAGGUUGAGAACCUGGCGCUGAACAUCUCCCACUUCCAAUUCAACAACGACUCCGAACAGGCCAUGGUCAAGACGGUCUUUAACAACGCUAUCCAAAGUUUGUCUGAAGCCGACCGUGAGCUCCCGCAAAUCCAGAACCUGCUCCCCCUUUUGCAGAAGGGUAUUGGUGUGCAUCACUCUGGACUUCUUCCCAUCUUGAAGGAGACUAUUGAGAUUCUAUUCCAAGAAUCCUUGAUCAAGGUCUUGGUUGCUACUGAAACCUUUUCUAUUGGUCUAAACAUGCCUGCGAAGACUGUUGUUUUCACUCAGGUUACCAAGUGGGAUGGUACCCAGCGGAGACCGCUGACCCCGUCCGAGUACAUCCAGAUGUCUGGUCGUGCUGGUCGUAGAGGUCUUGAUUCCCGUGGUAUUGUCAUCAUGAUGAUUGAUGACAAGAUGGAACCAGAUACUGCUCGCGCUAUUGUGGUCGGUGAGCAGGACCGCCUCAACUCCGCCUUUUAUCUUGGAUACAACAUGAUUCUCAACCUCUUGAGAAUCGAGGCCAUUUCCCCUGAGUUCAUGCUCGAGCGUUGCUUCCACCAGUUCCAGACCGGUGCCAGCGUUCCCACCCUGGAACGCGAGUUGGUGGCACUUCAGCAGGAAAGAGACAGCAUGUCUAUUGCCGACGAAGCCACCGUCAAAGACUACUACAACUUGCGUAAUCAGCUGGAGCAGUACACCAGCGACAUGCGGGCUGUCAUUCAACAUCCUGACUACUGCAUCGAUUUCAUGCAACCUGGCCGUCUUGUCAGAAUCCACGACCCCAAGAAGACCAACAACACCUUGGGUGGUGCUGACUUCGGCUGGGGUGUUGUUGCGGAUCUGGUGAAGCGUAGGGAGCGCAAGCAGGGAGAAGCCGAGUACCCUCCCCAAGAAUCAUACUUCAUUGACGUUAUGAUGGUUGUCGACCAGAAGAGCGCACCUGUCCCUGAAGGUGCCCGUCCUUCGACCACGGACAUGCCUAACGGACUGGUCCCAUACUCAAAGCCUGAGCAACCUGACAACGGGGCUCGCUUUGAGAUCAUUCCCUGCUUGCUGACCUGUGUUAAGGCCAUCAGCCAAAUCAGAGUCUUCAUGCCCAAGGACAUUAAGUCGCAAGCGGCUCUUGAAGAGGUCGGCCGCUCGCUCAGGGAGGUUCACAGACGAUUCCCUGACGGAGUGCCUCACCUCGACCCUAUUGAGAACAUGGGCAUCACCGACGACUCUUUCAAGGCUCUCAUGAGGAAGAUUGAGAUGUUGGAGGCUCGCCUCCUUACCAACCCGCUCCAUGGCUCACCUCUACUCCCCGAGCUUUACUUGCAAUACCGCGCCAAGGAGAAGUUGGGUGAGCAGAUCAAGGCCAAGAAGAAGGAGAUUGCUAGGCUUCACAGCAUCGCGCAGAUGGAUGAGCUCAAGGCCCGUAAGCGUGUCCUUCGCCGUCUUGGUUUCCUCAACGAAUCCGAGGUCGUUGAGCUCAAGGCUCGCGUCGCUUGCGAGAUUUCCUCCACCGAAGGCCACGAGCUUGUCCUUGCCGAGCUCCUGUUCGAUCGUUUCUUCAACGAACUGUCCCCUGAGAUGAUCGCAUCUGUUCUUAGCUGCUUCGUUCUCGACGAGAAGCUGGAAACUGCCGCCCUGCGUGAGGAGCUGGCCAAGCCCUACCGUGAAGUGCAGGCCAAGGCCAAGCAAGUUGCCAAGGUCAGCCGUGAGAGCAAGCUUGAACUUAAUGAGGAGGAGUAUUUGGCUGGCUUUAAGUGGCAGUUGAUGGAGACUGUCUACUCAUGGGCCCAGGGCAAGCCUUUUGCAGAGAUCUGCAAAAUGACGAACGCCUACGAAGGUUCUCUUAUCCGUCUUUUCCGCCGUCUGGAAGAGCUCCUGCGGCAGAUGGGCCAGGGCGCAAAGGUCAUGGGCAGCGAGGAGCUCACCCAAAAGUUUGAGGACAGUCUUGCAAAGAUCCGCCGUGACAUCGUCGCCGCCCAGAGCUUGUACCUCUAA
This is a messenger RNA of Colletotrichum truncatum, 3324 nucleotides long. Its product is annotated as ATP-dependent RNA helicase mtr4. Gene Ontology annotation, molecular function: RNA helicase activity; RNA binding; ATP binding. Gene Ontology annotation, biological process: RNA catabolic process; maturation of 5.8S rRNA. Gene Ontology annotation, cellular component: nucleus. NCBI's taxonomy places the organism in Eukaryota, Fungi, Ascomycota, Sordariomycetes, Glomerellales, Glomerellaceae. The record is from RefSeq and is a predicted model, not a curated record.